UGCGCCUCUGCUCUGGGAGCUGGGAGGCCGUCCUCGGAAUCUCUGGACUCACUCGGCUGGGAUCCAGGCCCUGGGACCGUCUCCACCGGCCAGCGAGCGUGCCUACGGACGCCAUGCGGGGGGCUUCGACGCCCCUGUCUUUGCUGCUGCUACUGCUGCUCCUGGGGUGUGGGCCGCGGGCGUCCUUUGGCGGCGGGGCCGGAGGGGCAGCAGGCUAUGCCCCGGUGAAGUACGUACAGCCCAUGCAAAAAGGACCCGUGGGACCACCCUUCCGUGAGGGCAAAGGCCAGUACUUGGAAAUGCCUCUACCGCUGCUGCCGAUGGACCUGAAAGGAGAGCCGGGCCCCCCUGGGAAGCCCGGGCCCCGAGGUCCCCCUGGUCCUCCGGGCUUCCCGGGAAAACCAGGCACUGGAAAGCCAGGGCUCCAUGGGCAGCCGGGCCCUGCCGGGCCCCCCGGCUUCUCCCGGAUGGGCAAGGCUGGUCCUCCAGGGCUCCCAGGCAAGGCCGGACCACCAGGGCAGCCAGGGCUUCGGGGGGAACCAGGGAUACGAGGGGAUCAGGGCCUCCGGGGGCCCCCAGGGCCCCCUGGCCUUCCUGGGCCCUCAGGCAUUACUGUCCCUGGAAAGCCAGGUGCCCAGGGUGUGCCAGGGCCCCCAGGGUUCCGGGGUGAGCCAGGGCCCCAGGGGGAGCCUGGGCCCCCAGGUGAUCGAGGCCUCAAGGGGGAUAAUGGGGUGGGUGAACCAGGGCUGCCCGGGGCCCCAGGCCAAGGGGGUGCUCCUGGCCCCCCUGGCCCUCCUGGCCCCGCUGGCUUGGGCAAACCAGGUUUGGAUGGGCUUCCUGGUGCCCCUGGAGACAAGGGUGAGUCUGGGCCUCCAGGAGUUCCAGGACCCAGUGGGGAGCCAGGUGCUGUGGGCCCUAAAGGACCCCCUGGAGUAGAUGGCGUGGGGGUGCCAGGGGCUGCAGGGGUGCCAGGGCCACAGGGCCCAGUGGGGGCCAAAGGGGAACCAGGGACCCGAGGCCCCCCUGGCUUGAUGGGUCCAACUGGCUAUGGGAUGCCAGGCCUGCCAGGUCCCAAGGGGGACAGGGGCCCAGCUGGGGUCCCAGGGCUCUUAGGGGACAGGGGUGAGCCAGGUGAGGAUGGGGAGCCCGGAGAGCAGGGCCCACAGGGCCUUGGGGGCCCCCCCGGACUUCCUGGGUCUGCAGGGCUUCCUGGCAGACGUGGACUCCCUGGGCCUAAGGGGGAGGCAGGGCCUGGAGGACCCCCAGGGGUGCCUGGCAUUCGGGGUGACCAAGGUCCUAGUGGGCUGGCUGGGAAACCUGGGCUCCCAGGUGAGAGGGGACUUCCUGGGGCCCACGGACCCCCUGGACCAACUGGGCCCAAGGGUGAGCCAGGUUUCACAGGCCGCCCUGGAGGACCGGGCGUGGCAGGAGCCCUAGGGCAGAAAGGUGACUUGGGACUCCCUGGGCAGCCUGGUCUGAGGGGCCCCUCAGGAAUCCCAGGGCUCCAGGGCCCAGCUGGCCCUAUCGGGCCCCAGGGUCUCCCAGGCCUGAAGGGUGAACCAGGCCUGCCAGGGCCCCCUGGGGAGGGGAAAGUGGGGGAGCCCGGCACAGCUGGACCCACGGGACCUCCUGGGGUCCCUGGCUCCCCGGGACUCACAGGCCCUCCGGGGCCUCCUGGGCCUCCGGGACCUCCUGGCGCCCCGGGAGCCUUCGAUGAGACUGGCAUUGCGGGUUUGCACCUGCCCAAUGGUGGCGUGGAGGGCGCUGUGCUGGGCAAGGGGGGCAAGCCACAGUUCGGGCUGGGCGAGCUGUCGGCCCACGCCACGCCCGCCUUCACUGCCGUGCUCACCUCGCCCUUCCCUGCCUCGGGCAUGCCCGUGAAGUUCGACCGGACUCUCUACAACGGCCACAGCGGCUACAACCCCGCCACCGGCAUCUUCACCUGCCCCGUGGGCGGCGUCUACUACUUUGCGUACCACGUGCACGUGAAGGGCACCAGCGUGUGGGUGGCCCUGUACAAGAACAACGUGCCUGCCACCUACACCUACGAUGAGCACAAGAAAGGCUACCUGGACCAGGCGUCCGGCGGGGCCGUGCUCCAGCUGCGGCCCAACGACCAGGUCUGGGUGCAGAUGCCCUCGGACCAGGCCAACGGCCUCUACUCCACCGAGUACAUCCACUCCUCCUUCUCCGGAUUCUUGCUCUGCCCCACAUAGCCCGCGGGCCUGUCACCCUGUGUCACCCUGGCCUCCUCCCUUAGUGGUAGAGUGACCUUUUCAGUUACAGAGAACCUCCAUUUAAAGAAAAAACACCCCAAAGGCUGAGCAGAGGUGGCCAUGGCCUUGGCCCGAGGAGACCGGCUGGCUCUCUCCCUCCGUGCACCCCAGGUGGCUUCUGGAAGGGGCGGCCUCUGUCCCUCUCCCCUAAGUUUCUGCAGUGUCCGACCCUGGUCAGUCUUCAGGCAGGGCCCCAGAACCUAGCCCAGCCCCGAGUCCCGGACUCUGCUGGGCCCUGAAGGAGCAGAGGGGGCUGCGCUCCCCCAUCCACCCACAUGGGGACCUACUGUGGCAGCUGCUCAAGGACUGGGGCGCGGCCUCCCUCCCAGUCCUGGCCCAGCUCUUCCAGCUCCUCCGGGGGCCUCUGCAAUGUGACAGUGGGUUCCCUCAAGUUUUGCUUCCCUCCAGGAGAGGGGGAAAGGACCAUUGAGGUGGCCAUUGUGGACGCCCUGCCAGGACUGUGACACCGGGACGGCGAAGUGGCAUGGGCCUGCCCACAGCAGGAAGUCGGUCCUCUCUGCAGGCCUCCUAGGAGGGCUGCCCCUCCUGCUGCUCCAGCCGUGGGGACAGGUGGCUGUGGGACAGGGCCGUGGACCUGAGGCAGGACGGCAGCUCUGGUUGUUUGGCAGGAGGGCGGCUGCACAGGCCCCCGGGGGCUGCCGCAGGCGAGGAAGGCCAGGCCCCGUGAGGUGUCUAGAAGCAGUAGCCGAUCACCGACCCGAGCGCCCCCUCACAGAGGGGGGCUGCUCUUCUCACACCAGGUGAGGGACCCUGGCUGAAGUACCUCCACGGCAGAGCACCCCCUUGUCUUCUGCACAAGGUGCCGCUCUCGGGCGGAGGGGAACAUGGAACGAGGGGCUCACCUGUGGGGUGUCAUCUCCUUCCACUCAGGGCUCCCAUUUCCUGUCCUAAGGGGGGUCGGGGCCGACAGGCCAAGGCUCUGAGGGAAGGAGUGACGAAGGUAGGUCUGGACCAGCUCCAGUUGUUCCUGCCACCACCCCCACCCCUCUGUACAAGUGAGAAGCGGGGCCAAGAACAGGGCCCGGCAGGGCGACUGCCGGCCCUCCCCCGUGCGUUUCCCAAGUGGCUGCUCUGUUCACUUUCAGGAAGACGAAAACCCCACCUGCCCAUGUGACACUAAUUGAAGAAAAGGUUUUGGCUGGAGUUCAGGUCAAUUUUUUAUCCCGACACACAGGAAAAACAACUAAUCUCAAAUCGUAUCUGGGUGGUGGGGGAGCCCAUCCCACCUCCCUCCCUGGGGCAAAGCCACUGUACUCUGAUGUGUUAGGGCCGGUCCUGCCUGGUCAGGGGAAGCCCAGGGAUGCCCAGGGCUCUAAGUCGGGACCAGGGAACCCAGAAGGAGCGAGGCUUCUGCCAGGUGUCACUCCUGGAGCCUUGAGGGUGGGCUGGCUGCCGUUUCUGAGAUGUUUAUGGGACUUGGGCUGUAGGUGUCCACUGACUGACUAGCUUUGAUAAACGAUGUCAGGUCCUAACUAGGAAAACUACAUUACCUUGUACAUUUUUAUAUUGAUUCCUAAUUUUUUUUUUAAAGAUUAAGGUUUAAAUGUUUUCCGUUAGUAAUUUCAUUCCUAACCUGGUACAGAAAACUUAGUUCUCUACCUACUCGUCACGUGCUGUGUCAGAUCUGGGAAACAUGCACUCGGCAGUCACAGAACACGGGCCUUCUUCCUGAAAAGCAAGCACAGUAUUGACUGUACUCACACCGCCUCAAUAAAACCUGUUGUGUAAAACAGCCCUGUGC
Tupaia belangeri chinensis (Chinese tree shrew) is the source of this 4038-nucleotide messenger RNA. It is a transcript of the gene COL8A2, whose product is annotated as collagen type VIII alpha 2 chain. Gene Ontology annotation, biological process: extracellular matrix organization. The coding region runs from base 114 to 2216 and encodes 700 amino acids. The record is from RefSeq and is a predicted model, not a curated record. Gene Ontology annotation, molecular function: extracellular matrix structural constituent conferring tensile strength; protein binding. Lineage: Eukaryota; Metazoa; Chordata; Mammalia; Scandentia; Tupaiidae. The transcript is spliced from 4 exons.